Molecule: messenger RNA, 859 nt
Organism: Ruditapes philippinarum (Manila clam)
Lineage: Eukaryota; Metazoa; Mollusca; Bivalvia; Venerida; Veneridae
Product: translation machinery-associated protein 16-like
Exons: 2
Coding region: 153-785 (210 amino acids)
Cellular component (GO): nucleus
Source: RefSeq, a predicted model, not a curated record
CUCUCCUGAAACAACAACAACAACUAUUACAACAACAACAAAAAAUUCGUCAAAACGUGGUGCAACUAACACUGACUAAGUUUAAAAGCAUUCUGUGAUUCCUCGUAGCUCUUUAAAUAUUUGAAAAGGUGUUGCUGUAAAAGGACACAAAAAUGCCAAAGGCACCUAAAGCAGUUGUUGGAAAAUCCAAGAAGGUGGUACAUCCCAACAGUCGACAUGCACUGUACAUUCAAAAGCAAAAUAAUCGCGAACAUAGGCUAAUGAAAAACAAAGCAGAAUCGGCAAUUAAGCAGGAACAUCUUCAGCAAAAGCUUCUGUGGUACCAGACAAACUUGGAUUCUCAGAAGUCUAUGUAUACUAAGAAUGAAGUAGCAGAGUUGACUUGCACAUACCUAGAAAGAUUUAAUGAUGAGCUGGAACAGAUAGGCAUUGUAAAUUCUGUUGGAAAUAGGCAAACAAAACAGCACCAGGCUCGUGAAGCUGCCAUCAAAAUAUCGAAGGAAAGAGAAAACCAUGAGUUUGAUACCAUAGGUAUUGAGGUGCCUGACCUGUUAAAUGGAAAGAAUUUGGAAUAUUUUCGAAAUUGGACAGGGGAAAUUAGAUUCUUUCCAAACAUAAAGCUUAGGAAAUCUAAAAGGUCAGACUUGAAAGAAAAAACAGAGAAAAUUGAUGAGAGUGAAAUUAAUGAAGAACUACCAGACUAUGAUGACUGUGUGGGAAAUGAUAAAGAUACUGUUAAUGCUUCUGAUGAUCUACCAGACUAUGUUGAUACUGACACUAGUUGAUUGGACAUUGUUUUGAAUCAUUAUUUUAGUACAUAUACUUUCUUAAUAAAUGGUUAAAGCAUGAUUGCAUACAA